GAUCUACACGCAAAUCAACUUUUCUUUUCGAUCAUUUCGUCUCGAGCGCAGCAAGUUAAUUGUAACUUCUUCAGUAUUACCUUCUUAUUUUUUCCACCAUGUCCACCCUGAAGGAAGUCAACGGCCGCCUGGCCGCUCAGCCUUUCGUGUCCGGCUUCUCCGCUAGCUCCGAGGAUGCCCGCAUCUUUGAGGAGAUGUUCGGCAGCAACAAGAACGUGGUCCAGUGGGUUGCCCGCAUGGCGUCCUACUACCAGGCGGAGCGCGACGAGCUCCUGAAGGGCGAGUGUGCGAAGACUUCCGAGCCCGCCAAGAAGGCCGCCGCGCACGCCCCUAAGGCUGCCGCCGCUGCUGCGGAGGACGACGACGACAUCGACCUGUUCGGUGAGACGACGGAGGAGGAGGCAGCCGCGCUGGAGGCAAAGAAGAAGGCGGACGCAGAGAAGAAGAAGGCGAAGAAGGACGUGAUUGCGAAGUCGUCGAUUCUGUUCGACGUGAAGGCGUGGGACGACACGGUGGACCUGGAGGCGCUGGCGCAGAAGCUGCACGCGAUCAAGCGCGACGGUCUGAUCUGGGGCGACCACAAGCUCGUGCCGGUCGCGUUCGGCGUGAAGAAGCUGCAGCAGCUGAUCGUGAUCGAGGACGACAAGGUCUCCGGCGACGACCUGGAGGACAUGAUCACCGGCUUCACGGAUGAGGUGCAGUCCAUGGACAUCGUCGCCUGGAACAAGAUUUAA
Molecule: messenger RNA, 734 nt
Organism: Leptomonas pyrrhocoris
Lineage: Eukaryota; Euglenozoa; Kinetoplastea; Trypanosomatida; Trypanosomatidae
Product: putative mitochondrial translation elongation factor 1-beta
Exons: 1
Coding region: 99-734 (211 amino acids)
Biological process (GO): translational elongation
Cellular component (GO): cytosol; eukaryotic translation elongation factor 1 complex
Molecular function (GO): translation elongation factor activity; guanyl-nucleotide exchange factor activity
Source: RefSeq, a predicted model, not a curated record